Lactuca sativa (garden lettuce) is the source of this 1864-nucleotide messenger RNA. RefSeq names its product protein DETOXIFICATION 24. Gene Ontology annotation, cellular component: membrane. NCBI's taxonomy places the organism in Eukaryota, Viridiplantae, Streptophyta, Magnoliopsida, Asterales, Asteraceae. Gene Ontology annotation, molecular function: antiporter activity; xenobiotic transmembrane transporter activity. The record is from RefSeq and is a predicted model, not a curated record. Gene Ontology annotation, biological process: xenobiotic detoxification by transmembrane export across the plasma membrane.
CUUUACCCACCCUCCCACAUUUCAAAGUCAAUAAAUACCACUUUUCCACUCAUUUCCGGAUCACUGAACGGCCAACGCCGUCGAGCAUCGCCACCACCUCCGCUGUCUUCACUAGUAUCGGAAAGAGCGGCUUAAAUUCAAGAAGCAUGGAUCAUGAGAUUCAAGCAAAGCUACUUAGACGUGAUGAUGAAGAAGAAGGCGACUUGAAAGGAAGAAUAUGGAAUGAAUCCAGAAAGAUCUGGAGGGUUGCAUUACCAAGUGUUAUAUCAAGAGUUUGCGCAUUUGGAACGAUUGUUGUCACACAAUCAUUCGUCGGCCACAUCAGCGAUUUAGAUCUUGCAGGUUAUGCCCUUGUCCAAACACUAAGUGUCCGAUUCGUCAAUGGAAUUCUUUUAGGAAUGUCGAGUGCAACCGAAACUCUUUGUGGACAAGCCUUUGGAGCUGGUCAACACCACAUGAUGGGCAUCUACUUACAACGAUCAUGGAUAAUCGAUUUAAUCUCUCUAACUGUCCUCAUCCCAAUUUUCAUCUUCGCUACACAAAUCUUUAAAUUUUUAGGCGAAAACGAAUUCGUAGCAAAAAGCAGUGGACACAUUUCUCUAUGGUUCAUCCCUUUCGUCUACAAUUUCGUGUUUAGCCUCACAAUACAAAUGUACCUACAAGCACAAUUGAAGAACAUGGUGAUUGCAUGGCUUUCGAUUUUUCAAUUCGGGAUUCAUAUUCCUUUGUCGUUGCUUUUCGUGUAUAAGUUGAACCUCGGAGUUGGCGGGGCUAUGAUUGCUUUAUCUAUGUCUUCGUGGUUACUUGUGAUCGGAGAGUUUGUUUAUAUAUUUGGUGGUUGGUGUCCUUAUUCUUGGAGGGGGUUUACAUCAACUGUUUUUAAGGAUCUUUUUCCUGUCGUGAAACUUUCAAUAUCUUCUGGUGUUAUGGUUUGCUUGGAGUUAUGGUACAAUGCUGUGCUAGUCUUGUUAGCAGGGUACAUGGAGAAUGCAGAGGUUUCAAUAUCCGCCUUCUCAAUAUGCCUCAACAUUAAUGUAUGGGAGUUCAUGAUCAGUCUUGGUUUCUUAGGGGCUGCAUGUGUCCGUGUUGCAAAUGAAUUAGGGAGAGGAAAUGCGAAAGCAACGAAGUUUUCGAUUAAAGUUUUGUUGGGAACUUCUAUUGCAAUUGGAGUCUUUUUCUUCAUUCUUUGCUUAACUUUCGGAAAAAAACUCGCCUACUUAUUUACAGACGAUGAAAUAAUCGCAGAUAUCGUAUCAGACCUUUCUUUGCUCCUUUCGUUCUCAGUUUUACUCAAUAGCAUUUCCCCUGUUCUCUCAGGGGUGGCGAUUGGAGCGGGAAUGCAGGGUACGGUAGCGAUUGUGAACUUUGUUUGCUUCUAUUUGAUUGGUAUUCCAGCGGGAGCUUUGCUUGGUUACACGACAAACCUCAAAGUAAAGGGUAUAUGGAUUGGAAUGAUUGGUGGUGUUGUGACACAAACACUUGCGCUUAUUUAUAUGGUAUGGACAACCGAUUGGGAUGAUCAGGUUAAGCGGGCUUCAGAUCGGUUAAGUCGGUUUUACGUGAAGACCUCUGAUAAUAAGGAAAUUCGUUAGGAAAAGUUUGGAGAAGGUUAACUUUUUGGUAUUAAAUGUAAGGUGUUUUCGUAGGAGGUGUUAAAUGAAUAAGUUAUCUUUCUCGUCAUGAUCCAUUACUUUCAUUUGAAGUGGGGAAUGACAAUAACAAAUUGUAAGUCGUACCAUUUGAGUGACCCAUAUCAACCUGCCCUAGAACCAUAUGAGAAGUCAAUGAAGGAACACUAGUAAUAUUUUGGAUGUGCCAAGGUUUCAAUCCUAAACUUACUAUAUAAAAUUUCACUUCUCAACCA